Molecule: messenger RNA, 2571 nt
Organism: Magallana angulata
Lineage: Eukaryota; Metazoa; Mollusca; Bivalvia; Ostreida; Ostreidae
Exons: 2
Coding region: 1-2571 (856 amino acids)
Source: RefSeq, a predicted model, not a curated record
AUGGGAGACCAGGCAGCGGCCAUGCAGAGUCACAUUCCGUUACCCCCGAAACUAGAUUUAGGCGGGAACAUUUCUCAAACAUGGAAAACGUGGAAACAAAUAUGGAACUCUUACGUGAUAGUGACAGGACUUGCAGACAAAGACAAUGCGUACCAAGUGGCAACGUUUAUUACCUGCAUCGGACAUGAAGCAUUAGAGGUAUAUAACGGACUUCCGUUCAGAGAUGAAAAUGAAAAAAAUGACCCCACUGUCAUCCUAAGAUUAAUGGAGGAGUACUGUGUGGGAAAGACAAACACGAUAUAUGAAAGGUACGUCUUUAACAACAAGCAUCAGGAAUCCAGUGAAUCUGUGGACGCUUACGUCACAAAAUUGAGGAAACUAUCACUGACAUGUGAGUUUGGCCAGUUAGCAGAUCAGAUGAUACGAGACAGAAUAGUCUGUGGCAUAAAAGACAAUGCAGUUAGAAAAAAGUUACUACAAGAAGCUGACUUGUCAUUACAGAAGUGCUUUGACAUAUGUCGAGCAGCUGAAAAGACUGCAACCCAGAUUAAAUCUAUGAACCUGCAAUAUGAAGUUCAUGCACUGAACAAGUCAUCUAGAAAACCUCUCAAGGCCAACGCUCCACACAAGGAACAGAGAAAAGGAGGAAAGCCUCAUCACGCCGGAGGAAAACCUCAUCACGCAUCAGGGAAAUCUCACCAAGCAAAGAAAACCUCGUGCAGCUUUUGUGGAUAUCAGCAUCCAAGAGAGAAGGAAGCUUGUCCAGCUUACGGCAAAGUCUGUGCAAAUUGUGGCAACAAGAACCACUUUAAAUCCGUAUGCCGACAACCCGAGAAGAGAGUACAUUUGUUGGAGAACUGCGACUCUGACUCUACAUCUGAUGAUGAAAUUCUCAGUGUGGAACAGACCUCGGGAAAAGAACAUCCAAAGAAAUUAUUCGCUCGUAUGAAAAUUAAUGACCAGUCAAAACUAGUGAAGUUUCAGAUUGACUGUGGUGCAACCUGCAAUGUGUUAAGCCAGGACAUUAUCCCGAAAAAUGUGAGACUUCAUAGAGGACAGCACACCUUGAGAGUCUACAAUGGCCAAGAGAUGAAGACCAUUGGUGCCUGCGAAAUUACCUUGACCAAUCCAAAGAACGGAGAAAGUUAUGAUGAGAACUUUGUCGUUGUCAAUAGUGGGUCACACCCCAUUCUGGGUUCAAGCACAAGUCAACGUAUGAAAUUAAUUGCUGUACAGCAUGAUAACAUCAUGAACAUAGAGGACUCCGCUGAGGAUCGGAAACUCUCUAUGGAAGAAAUUGAGAAGAAGUUUGGAGACAUCUUCACUGGAAAUGGACGUUUCAGUGAACAAGUACAUCUGGAAGUAGAUAAUACGGUUCCCCCAGUGAAACUUCCAUUGCGACGAGUCUCAGUCGCAGUCAAACCCCUACUACAGCAAGAGCUGAAAAGGCUGGAAGGGUUACAAGUCAUUGAAGCAGUGAACCAGCCAACUGACUGGGUCUCGAGCCUCUUAGCAUUCAAGAAAUCCAAUGAUGAGCCGUCCAGCUAUCUUACAACCUUCGAAACUCCAUAUGGACGUUAUCGCUGGCGUCGUCGACCAUUUGGGGUCUCACCAGCACCGGAAAUAUUCCAGCAUCGAUUGGAACUAGCCAUUCAAAACUUACCUGGUGUUAAGGCUGUAGCAGAUGACAUCCUCAUCUACAGAGAAGGAGAAAGUGAAGAGGAAGCCAUACGUGACCAUGAUCAGAAGCUGAGCAGAUUCCUUUAUCGUUGCCGUGAACAAGGAAUCAAGUUGAACAAGGACAAGUUCAAGUUGCGACUAAAAGAAAUGCCCUACAUUGGACAUGUACUGACAACCAAGGGACUGAAGCCUGACCCUCAUAAAGUACAGGCUAUCAUUGACUUUGAAACUCCUAAGGAUGUAGCCGGUGUUCAUAGAUUCCUAGGACUAGUGAACUACCUAGCCAAGUUUAUGAACAACUUAAGUGUCAUGUGCGAUCCGAUUCGUUCCCUCAUACACAAGAACGUUGUUUGGAGAUGGACACAUGAGCAUGAAGAAGCCUUUAGCAAGAUCAAAGAAGCAAUAUCACAGGCACCUGUAUUGAAAUACUUCGACUCGAAACUAGAAACGACGCUGCAGUGUGAUGCAUCAAGCACUGGACUUGGCGCAACCCUUCUACAGCAAGGACAGCCUAUCGCUUAUGCGAGCAGAGCCUUGACUCCAGCUGAACAGCAGUAUGCACAGAUUGAAAAAGAGCUAUUGGCUGUGGUGUUUGGAAUGGAACGAUUCAACCAGUACACAUAUGGACGAAAAGUACUUGUGGAAAGCGACCACAAACCCUUAGAAAUAAUUCACAAGAAACCUCUGAUCUCCGCUCCAAAACGCCUUCAACGCAUGUUAUUGAGACUACAGAAGUACGAAAUUGAGAUCAUGUACAAGCCAGGCAAGGAAAUGUACGUGGCAGACGCUCUAUCCAGAGCUCAUCCCAAAAAACUAUCCAAAGAAGCUUGUACAGAAGAAGUGUUCAAGAUAUUUGAAGAUAUCAACAUGGUGGAAUACCUACCAAUCUAA